Messenger RNA from Temnothorax curvispinosus, 5443 nucleotides. RefSeq lists its product as uncharacterized. Gene Ontology annotation, molecular function: protein serine/threonine kinase activity. NCBI's taxonomy places the organism in Eukaryota, Metazoa, Arthropoda, Insecta, Hymenoptera, Formicidae. Gene Ontology annotation, cellular component: Golgi apparatus. The coding region runs from base 1850 to 4999 and encodes 1049 amino acids. The transcript is spliced from 9 exons. The record is from RefSeq and is a predicted model, not a curated record. Gene Ontology annotation, biological process: protein phosphorylation.
GCUGCUGAUACGCGAGUUUCGUUUUGCGCCGUGUGCUCCGUCUCGAAAAUUGCGCGACCACGUGGUUUUGCACUCCUACGGGAUACUCGCCUCGCACCAUUGCCACCGUUAUAUGCAUUGCAAGAUCGCGUGACGUAAAUCGUUCGUAAAUCGGAAAUCGUGCAUCUUGUUUCAUUGCAAUUCAAAUUGACGAUUGUCGUCAACAUUUACAAAGCUUAUUCCUCGAUUCUCCACGGUAUCGCAACACUGCCAAAAAGAAAAAAAAAUUGGAGCCCGUGUAGAUAUUCGCGAGUGCGAUAUUUGUGAAAUAGUAUUUUUUCUGAGGCUUUUACAUUGACAAAGUUCAGCUGCGACGUUACGGAAAAGAUGAUUAGUACAGGUGCAAUUAAUCGGUGUGAAUUAACUCCGAAUUAACAUGUAACGACGACGAGGCUGAACCAGUCAUGGAAAACAGAUCGUCGAGAGAAGUCGGCGAUGCGACGGUGAGAACGCAGAGUGUCGCGGUGUCACGCACUUUUCUCGAGAUUCAGUUAAUUCCUUAAUCGACUGUUUAAUUAUUUAUAUAAUAAGUGAUAUAGUUCUUCGGCAUAUUUUCGUGAGUGCUUAAAGCAAGGUAAAAGUGCCUCGAGUGAUCUGUUUUUAAAAAUCUGUCCGUGCAAAACGCCGGCGACGCGUCGCAACGUCGGAUCGUCCCGAGGGAUCAUCUCGAGCUCUGGCCGACGGGAGAUGUUUCGAAAGUGCAAGUUGCAGCAACGAGAUAGCAACUGCCGGCCGCCCGAUAUACACAGAUAGCGGAUACGAUUGUGGAGAGUCGCACGAAAGAUUUAGAUCGAAAUUGAAAUUCGAAGGAUCUAGAUCGAAAAGUGGAAGAUUUAAGUCCGAAAAUGAGAACAAUGACGACGAGGUGUCAGAGAACUUUAGAAAGGGCGUAAUAGACGGAUCCUUUGAAUUAACGAACGUGAUCGAUGAUCAGUUAAGAGAAAAUCAUGUCGGGAGAUUUCGGAGAGCGGAGAGUUUCUUGAAGAGAGUGUUAAGGGAAAAUGUAGGCGAGAGAUGCGACAGAUUGCUGAGGACUAUUAAAGAAGGUCAAUCGUUGUUGAAGAAAAACACCCAGCGGAAUCCAAGUUUGAGGAGGGAUGUGCGGGAAGAUUCUUUGUUAUCGAAGAAAAAUAUUCUAAAGAAAGCAUUAUUGGACAAUACGAACGAUCAGCAGAGUUUAAUAUUGGAAAAGGAAGAAGAUAUAAGAAGUAAUUUAAAGGAAAAUAUUGAGGAGACUCCAUUGUUUCUAAAAAAGACUGUUCAAAGGAAAACUAAUAGAAAUCGUCAGAGUCCAGUAGUGGUGAAGGACAUACAGGAGAGUCCACGAUUGCUGAAGAAAGAUAUUAAGGAUAGUCCAUUAUUGGUAAAAAAGAAUAUUCAAAAAGAAGAAUUAUUAGCCAAAGAGGAAGAACUAGCCAAAACACACGAUCAAGAGAAUGCAACAUUAGUGAAAAGAGAUAAUCAUAGCAGUUCUUUAUUGAAGAAAAAGGGGACCAAUAGAGACGUUAAUAAAAGUGUUCUGUUGCCAAAGAAGAAUGUUGAAGAGUAUUCGACGAAGACAGAUCUUGAAAAACAAUUGACCCAAAAAGGCAUUGAAAAAGAUUUAUCGUCAUCGAAGAAAAUUAAAGCUAAUGAGAUCUUCCAAUUGACUACAAAAAGCAUUGGAGAAACUAAAUUAUUUUUAAAGAAGGACGUUCAAGAGGGAGAUUCGCUGACAAGAAGUAAUGCUGAAAAGAGUCCACAUUUAAUACAUAAAAAUGUGGAUGACAAUUUGCUAUUAACAAAAAGGAAUUCUUCAAUUGAUCCACUAAUGCAAUUGACGAAAAAAGAUAUUCAAAAGAACUUAGAAUUGUCGAAAAGCAUCUUUGAAGAAAACGUAUGCUUAGUAGAGAAAGAUUUUGAGGAAAGUUCACAGGCAACAGACAAAAGUUCCUUGUUGUCACGAAAAGACAUUCCUAAUGAUCCACAAUUACGAUUAACGGAAAGAAUCGCCCAAGAUGAUUCUUUAUUAACGAAGGAUCUUAUUUCUUUAGCUGAGAAAGAGAAAGACAUUCCUGUAGUUUCACAAUUAAUAGAUAGGGACAUUCGAGAAAAUUUUUCGUUGACGAAAGAUCCUUAUUCUCCCGCUAGGAAAGUCAUUUUUUCAGUUAACCAAGAUUUUUUACCGGAAAAAGAGAAAGACAUUCCUGAAAAAAAUGUGUUAUCGCAAUUAACGAAAAACAUUGUCCAGAAUAGUUUACCUUUGACAAAAAAGCUGUGUUCUCCAAAUAAAGAAGAUAUUACUUCAGAGAAGGAAGAUAAGCUAUCGCAACUGACGAGCACCCAGGACAAACCUUCAACGAAAAAGAACACAUGUUUAACUGUUGAUAAUCAAGCAGCAUUCAUAUCUUCUUCAAGACUUAAACAAGUUAGAAGUGAUUCAAUAAAUCGCUCUUAUCAAUCAUCUAUCAUUCACAGACGCUAUCUUUCGAAAGACGCUCAGCAAGCUGUUCAAAGAUCUGAGAAGAAAGUGCGAAAAGGAAGUAAUAGUGUCUGUAAAGUGAAGCGAUCGCCUCCGCCGGAGGAGGAUUGGUCGGGUCAAGAGUCAACGGGAUCCGAUAACAGCGGGUCAGCCGAUAAAUACGAUUCGGUCGUGACAUGUAAACUUAUAGUUUCAAAUCGCUAUGCGGAACGUCAGUCGAUCGCGAAACCACUCGAGGAGCAUAUUGAGAUCUUCAAGAUUUCACCUGGUUCCGAACAGCUAAUAGACAGCUCCGAAAAAGUUUCAUUAGCCGACUCCGUCGCAGGGUCCGUUGAAAGUGUGUCAGAAUGUCCGAAUUUUGAUAAAGAUUCUAAGAAGAAUCCGAAGAAUUCAGUAACUAAAGAGUUUGAUGAAAGCUUGAAAUGUCGAAUCAUCAAAGUGCAGGAGCCCGAAGAAACGUUGAAGGAACCAAUCAUUAAGAUAAGAGAUUCUGGAGAAACCUCGACGAUACCUCAAGAUACUAAAGUAGAUAUUAAUAAGUUACUUACAUGGAAGAUAAUUGAUAAUUUUCAAGCUCCAUAUCAUCAACAAUUAAUUCAAAGAGAUUCACAAAACUCUUUUAAUCUUAUAAAUUACGAAUUUCAUAAUCCUGCAGAUCCACGACUGCCAUUAAUAGUACAUUCUAAAGAAGAUCCCGAAAAAAGAAACAUCUUGAAGAACCCACUUAAUAAGAUAAGAAACCCCGAUAAAGUAACAAAAAAUUCAUCCACCAAGAAAUACACCAACAAUUCGUCCACGUCGAAGAUAGUCGGUAAUCUUGAAGCUUUAAAUAACCAACGAUUGAUCCAGAAAUCCUCCGUUGUUAUCGAUCAAUUGGAUAAAUCGGAGUUACCAUUAAUUGAGCGGAAAUUAAUAAAAAGUGAGAAGAGACAAAGAUCAAUCGGCAAGAGAUCUCAUAAAAAUCCGAAAAUGAGGCUAAACGUCAAGCCUAUCCGCAUUCGCGACAAAUUUGUGCUAUUUCUGAGCGCGCUCGCCAUCGUGUUCACGUUGCUGCUGGUGGUGGAUUUGCAGAUGGACCUGGGCUACAGCGGCCAUCACUUGAGUCCCAGCCAUGCGCGAGUCCGUAUCGGCGAUUCACCGGACGCCGAUACCGUCUACAAUAAUUUCCGUCGGAGGUUUCUUCAACGAGGUAAUGGCAGUCGCGAACAGGCUAAUAGCGACGUAACGCCCACCAAUGAAAAAUCUAAGAAAAGCGAGGUAACGCCGUCGACCAUGAGGAAACACGACGAUUUCACGGACUUGGUGGACUUGGUGGUGAACGGGUAUGGGGUAAACGUUGACGAAGGAGUGGCAAGAAUUAGCGGAGAGGACCGGGACUAUAAUCCGACGAUUGGAGAACUGAGAAAGACGACAUUAAAGAAAAAUAGCACAACCUUGGAAAAAUUCCAUCUACAAAUCUCGAGAUUAGAGUUAUACUCUGAAGACUCGAAGUAUGUGGACCAAUUGCUUCAUGAGAUGGCGACGAAGCCGAUUCUUCAUGUCGUUCAAAAAGACGGCGGCACACAAUUAAAACUGAUCAUUGAUUACGGCGAAAACAUGCAGGCGUUGUUCAAACCGAUGCGGUUUCCGCGAGAACAACAGACUCUGCCAAACCAUUUCUACUUCACAGACUUUGAGAGGCAUACCGCUGAAAUUGCCUCUUUUCAUCUAGACAGGCUUUUGGGGUUUCGCAGGGCGAUGCCGGUGAGCGGUCGGACACUCAACGUUACAACCGAAAUCUACCAGAUUGCCGACGGUGAGCUGCUUAAAACAUUCUUCGUGAGUCCGGCCGGCAACCUGUGCUUCCAUGGCAAAUGUAGUUACUAUUGCGAUACGGCACACGCAGUUUGCGGCAGCCCCGAUACCCUCGAGGGUAGCUUCGCCGCCUUUUUGCCAGAUAAGGCUUUCGCGGCUAGAAAGGCCUGGCGGCAUCCCUGGCGCAGAAGUUAUCACAAACGAAAGAAGGCCCAGUGGGAACAUGAUUCCGAUUACUGCUCUCUGGUAAGAGAAAUCCCACCAUAUGAUGAAGGUCGACGAUUACUCGAUCUAAUGGACAUGGCGGUCUUCGAUUUUUUAACGGGUAAUAUGGAUCGCCAUCAUUAUGAGACGUUUAGAAUUUUUGGAAACGAUAGUUUUACGUUACAUCUGGACCACGGAAGAGGCUUUGGAAAACCCUUCCAUGAUGAGACGUCUAUUUUAGCGCCUCUUUUACAAUGCUGUAUCAUCAGACAGACUACUUUAAGUACUCUACUCCGCUUCCAUAAUGGGUCCAAGCGGCUCAGCACUGCCAUGCGGCAGAGUAUGGCAAGGGAUCCUGUGGCUCCCGUUUUAUGGGAACCACAUUUAGACGCCCUAGAUCGACGGAUAGGUAUUGUUCUGCAGGCCAUCCGCGACUGCAUUGCUCGCGAAAACUCUUCGCAACAGGUCGUCCACAGCGAUAAAAUUGAUUCAAAGUUAUAGCCUUUAAUCGCGGUCUAGAAUAAAUAAUCGCGAUGUAAAAAAAAUGUAAAAAGAGAUCUCCUCCUUUUCCCCCCCUUCUUUUACUCCCUUUUUCUUUCUGUCUUUUCUCUCAAAUACCUUAAUAUUAAAACUUUAAAUCUGUAAAUUAAAAUGCUGAUUCACAGUUCCGAGAAAAUAUUAGAAGAUCUUUUCUUUUUUUCUGUUACUAUAGUAUCUUCAUAAUAAUUUUUCUUUGGAAAUGUAUAUAAAGCAAAUUAAACACUUCAUUUAUAACUAAAUCGAUUAAAUUAAAUUAGUUGACUUAUUAAUUAUACAAAUGGAGUGGCGUCAAAUAAGAAGAUCAUAUAUUCAAGAUCAUUUUUAUAUCUUCUUUUAUUUGAUUAAGUUGUUGAAAAUUGUAUUAUUGAAAAUCGUAAUUUUUAAUUUAAUCGAUUAUUAAACAAA